AAGCGAAAGAGAGAGAGAAAGAAAGUGGGAGAGAGAGAGAGAGAGAGAGAGAGAGAGAGAGAGGUUUCUUCUUCUUCCUGUAUAUUUCCUUUUGUUCAAAAAACAAACAUUUGGUUCUAGAAAUACCGUCCACGCUCUUUCCUUUCCUUUCCUCUCCCCCUCUGUUUUCAAAUCGUUGAAAUUUGAAUAUUCGAUCUCUCUCCACGCCAUCAGAUCUCGUCAAAUUCUAGGGUCUUUCAAAUUAUUUCGAUCUGUUUAGGCUCUUUUAGUUCGUUUGGUUCUCCGGAUCUUUGACGUUUAGUUUGUUGGAAGUGAAAUGGAGGCGAUCGAGGAGUUGGAGCAGCUAUCUGAGUCCAUGAGACAAGCGGCGGCUUUGCUUGCUGAUGAAGAUGUUGACGAAAAUCAAAGCUCCUCUUCUAAACGGAAUUCUACUUUUCUAAAUGUUGUUGCGCUUGGCAAUGUUGGUGCUGGUAAAUCUGCAGUUUUAAACAGCUUAAUCGGACAUCCUGUUCUGCCAACUGGUGAAAAUGGUGCUACCCGGGCUCCUAUAAGCAUUGACUUACGGAGGGAUAGUUCUGUGAGCAGCAAAUCAAUUAUUUUGCAAAUUGACAAUAAAUCCCAGCCAGUUUCUGCAAGUGCAUUACGGCAUUCUUUACAAGAAAGGCUGAGUAAAGGAUCCUCAGGCAAGAGCCGGGAUGAAAUAUAUUUGAGACUACGGACAAGUACAGCGCCUCCCCUGAAAUUGAUAGACUUACCUGGCUUGGACCAAAGGAUCAUGGAUGAGUCUAUGGUUAGUGAUUACGCUCAGCACAAUGAUGCGAUUUUGCUAGUUAUCAUUCCUGCAGCCCAAGCGACUGAAAUUGCAAAUUCUCGGGCCCUCAGGGUUGCCAAGGAAUAUGAUGGAGAAGGUACCAGAACUGUUGGUGUAAUUAGUAAAAUAGAUCAAUCUGCUUCAGAUCAGAAAGCUCUUGCAGCUGUUCAGGCUCUACUGUUAAAUCAGGGACCAUCAAAAACUGCUGAUAUCCCAUGGGUCGCUCUAAUUGGUCAGUCAGUUUCAAUAGCUUCUACACAAUCUGGAUCUGACAGCUCUUUGGAAACUGCAUGGAAAGCGGAGAGUGAAAGUCUUAAAUCUAUACUGACUGGUGCCCCUCAAAGCAAGCUAGGCAGAAUAUCUUUGGUGGAUGCUUUGGCGCAGCAGAUUCGCAAGCGAAUGAAAGUUAGGCUUCCGAACCUCCUUUCUGGGUUGCAAGGGAAGUCUCAGAUAGUUCAAGAUGAAUUAGUAAGGCUUGGGGAGCAGAUGGUUGAAAGUGCCGAGGGAACAAGAGCUAUUGCAUUAGAACUUUGCCGUGAAUUUGAGGAUAAAUUUCUCUUGCACAUUACAACUGGUGAGGGUGCUGGUUGGAAAAUUGUUUCUAGUUUUGAGGGAAAUUUUCCUAAUAGGAUCAAGCAGCUCCCUUUGGACAGGCAUUUUGAUAUCACUAAUGUCAAGAGGAUUGUAUUAGAAGCAGAUGGUUAUCAGCCAUAUCUAAUCUCCCCAGAAAAGGGUUUGAGAUCCUUAAUAAAGGGUGUUCUGGAGCUUGCUAAAGAACCAUCCCGUCUUUGCGUAGAUGAGGUACAUCGGGUCCUGGUAGAGAUAGUUUCUGCUACAGCAAAUGGCACACCAGGACUAGGAAGAUAUCCUUCGUUCAAGAGAGAGGUCAUAGCUAUUGCAACUGCUGCACUAGAGGGGUUUAAGAAUGAAGCAAAAAAGAUGGUUGUUGCACUAGUAGAUAUGGAGCGGGCAUUUGUACCUCCCCAACACUUCAUCCGUUUGGUGCAAAGGAGGAUGGAAAGACAGCGACGAGAGGAGGAGCUUAAGAACCGAUCUUCUAAAAAAGGACAGGAUGCUGAGCAAGCUAUGCUGAAUAGGGCAACUAGUCCUCAAACAGGAGGUCAGCAAACAGGGGGGAGUUUGAAAUCAAUGAAAGAGAAAUCUAAUCAGGCAGAAAAAGAAGUGCAAGAGGCUUCUGGUUUGAAGACUGCAGGUCCUGAAGGAGAAAUAACAGCAGGUUUUUUGCUAAAGAAAAAUGUAAAAAAGGAUGGAUGGGGCAAGCGUUGGUUUGUUUUGAAUGAAAAGACUGGGAAGCUUGGUUACACGAAAAAGCAAGAGGAGAGGCAUUUUCGUGGCGUCAUCACUUUGGAGGAAUGCACUAUUGAAGAGGUUCCUGAUGAGGAAGGACCACCUCCCUCAAAGAGUUCGAAGGAUAAAAAGGCCAACGGACCAGAUUCUAAAUCUUCCAGUCUUGUGUUCAAGAUAACUAGCAAGGUUGCAUAUAAAACUGUUCUGAAAGCCCACAGUGCUGUUGUCUUGAAGGCUGAGACGGUGGCUGACAAGGUUGAAUGGAUAAACAAGAUGUCAAAAAUUGCUCAAGUUUCAAGAGGACAAACAAGGAAUGCAUCUCCUGAAGGUGGUCAUACCAUGCGGCAGAGUCUUUCUGAUGGUUCUUUAGAUACAAUGGUUCGGAGACCUGCAGACCCUGAGGAAGAGCUCAGAUGGAUGUCUCAGGAAGUGCGUGGUUAUGUUGAAGCAGUCUUGAAUAGCUUGGCUGCUAAUGUUCCCAAAGCUGUUGUUCUUUGCCAAGUUGAGAAGGCCAAGGAAGAUAUGCUAAAUCAGUUGUAUAGCUCUGUCAGUGCUCAAAGCACGGCGAGGAUUGAAGAGCUACUUCAAGAGGAUCAGAAUGUAAAACGCAGGAGAGAGCGCUACCAGAAACAGUCCUCUCUGCUCUCUAAGUUAACACGCCAACAGAUUCAUGACAACCGGGCAGCUGCUGCUUCUAAUUGGUCGAAUGGUAGUGCAGAAAGCAGCCCCAAGUCAAAUGGUCCAUCAGGUGAUGACUGGAGAACAGCAUUUGAUGCAGCUGCAAAUGGUUCUGUGGACUAUGGUUCGUCCAGGUCUACAUCUAAUGGCCGCAGUCGGCAUCACAAUGAUUCAGCACAGAAUGGCGAUUUAAGCAAUGGUUCAAACUCAGGCAGCCGGCGUACUCCUAAUCGAUUGCCACCUGCACCACCAGGAUCUUCAGGCUACAGAUAUUAAUAGUGGCCUGACUGAUGAUAGACAAUUCAUACACUGAAUUUUUGGUGGGUGAGAUUCUGCAAAGCCCAUCUUACUAUUUGAUAAUUUGGUUGUUCAAAAUUCUGUUUUAGAAUCUGUAGGGGAGGAGAGAGGGUGGUUGUGUACAUAAGACUACAGUUGCUCAAUAUCAGUUUUUUUGCGGCUUGCCUUAGAACAACUGAUUCAAGGUGUUCUUGAAAUCAAUUGGUAUAUUUUAUACACACUAUGAUCUUUUUGUUCCUAUUUUAGAGUUUUUUCUUUUUCUUUUA
Jatropha curcas is the source of this 3360-nucleotide messenger RNA. RefSeq names its product dynamin-2A. The record is from RefSeq and is a predicted model, not a curated record. Gene Ontology annotation, molecular function: GTPase activity; GTP binding; microtubule binding. Lineage: Eukaryota; Viridiplantae; Streptophyta; Magnoliopsida; Malpighiales; Euphorbiaceae. Gene Ontology annotation, cellular component: microtubule; membrane; cytoplasm.